AAAAGCACUCAGUAUUCGUUUCAAAGCCUCGUUUCACCUAAGAAUAUAAAUGGGUACCAUAACACUCUCAAGGACUAACGUUUUUAUGUGCUGGGUGAUUUUCUGCGAUGGACUUGCCUCUUGUCCACAGGGAGUAGCAGUAUACUAACUCAACACUUCAUGCUAUAUGGAAACUGUGAUAACCUCUAGCAGUAAUCUAAGCGAUUUUCGCUCAUAAAAUAUUGUGUUUUGACAGCUAACAGGAAAUAACCAGCCUCAAAAAGUAAAUGUGCAUCAAACAAAGCUGAUUUGUAUUCAUUCGGCUUCUCUUGCAGGAAAUUUUGGAACUGGCUAAGGGAUUCAAAGCUAUUAGAAUCUCCACUGUUUUUCAAGGAUGGCAUUUUUGCGAAUCGAUCUCAAAUUUCUCGUCUUAAUUCAAGUUGUGAUAAUGCACCUAUUUCCAAAACACGUGUCCCAAGCAACAGCUACCAAUAACUGUACAAGUGCUGUCAGUCGAACUGAUGCCUGUAACAAAAUCACUUACGAACAAGUUUACAACAUCUUGGCGAAAUCAGAAAACAGUUUCAACAUCGAGUCGGCUCUUUAUCCACCCAAGAGGCCUUCCUCAGUGCGGGUAUUUGUAAAUGUCUAUGGCCCCAACAAAACGGAAAGUUCAACUCCUGCUGCCAAAUACACGUGGAGUAUUUCUUGCCUGUACGCUGCUCUUCCUGCUAAAGUUCUUGAAUUUUGGUCUUUAUGGUCAAUCAUGGUGACCAGUCGAACACAGGAGCUUAACAUAACAAUUUCACUUUCCUGCUGUGAUGUGACGAAAGGGAAACUAAAAAAACACAUCGAAGACGCUCUAGCUGCUCUCCAAGAUCUGGCUGUUAGGCCAGCAAUGAGAGACCCCCAACUGAAUUCUGCUGAGUGUAUCACAGAGGGACAUCAACCGAGUAUUUCCUCUGUUACAGAACACAGUUGGCGAAUAAGAUUAAUUUUAAUCCUCUCCUCUCUCUUUUCAAUAGUGUUUGGGCCAUUGUUGGCCUUUACAACAACGAGAAAACAGGACGAGCUCGGAAAAAAGGACAACAAUAGAAAAAAUACGGUAGAUUUCCUGUGUGUGUUUUUGUUUGUAAUAAUCACUGUUUUAAUUAUACCAAGAUAUGUAACAGUCCAUACAAGUAGCAGCGAUAAGAAAAUGGUUCCUUAUUAUAUGUUCCUUAUUAUUGAACUGAUACAACCGGCCAUUGUGCUUGCUGGGGUAAUCGUCUUUUUGGUGACAUGGGUGAAAUGUGGGGGUAGCGACCAGAAUAACUAUAGUGUAAAGGUGAAGUCACUUCUUUUCAUAAUUUGUGCAAAUUUAGCAACCUACCAUUUUUGUUGGCUCUUAGUCGGUAUAAUGCUGAAUCCUAUCUGGGGUCUUGUUGUUCUGCUCGUACUUUGCCUUUUUAUUGGUAUCUCAACCUUUGCAUUUUAUACCUACAUGUCUUCAAAUGACGCCUCAAAAUGUCAGUCAUUUUCUUCAUGUUUUGCUGGGUUCCUAGCUGUCUGUGGUCUUAUUGUUAUUGUAAUUCUAGCUGGGCAGUCAUAUAAUGGAAGACAAACUGCUGAUGAGGCUUUGAAAGAAGCAGUGAUGUAUUUAAUCUCUAUAUUCUUUUCAUGGCUCUAUUGGAAGAGGUGGGUUAAUAAAAGUAAGAAAUCUGCAGAUUGCAAAAGUGGUCCUGUUUCGGCUCCUAACUCAUCACAAGAAAAUGGUCAUGUUCCAGAGCACAGUGGAACAGAAAUGGAAACACUUGUGCAGCAAGAUGUUCGAAACAUUACAGUGUAAACCUGGAUAUCACUGUAUAAUUAUGUAAACAAAUGGAAAAAUGUUUCCUCCACUCUAAACAUCUGAGUAAUAAUUGUCCCUUCGUCAACUGUUUAUUUUCUGGUAAAUUAGUGAAGAGUAUUUGGUAUUGUAUCAAAAUAGCAACCAGUCUUGUGGCUAAACUUAUCUUUUCCUUUUUCCCUAAGUGCUGGAUAAUGUUAUGAUAUUGUAAGGUGAAGUUAUUCCUUAAUCACAAAUUUUACAAGCUGUCUAACAGUUCAAGGUAAUGGUAUAAUUAGGUAAGAUCCUAAUCAUUAUACACCUAACUAUUUGAGGAAGUACACCAUUGUUUAUAAAAAUUAUAAUCUCAGUUUUUAUCUCGUGCUAAAACAGCUUUGGAUAACGAACCUUAGCAACCUAUUAUAUAAAUUUAACUAGCUUUAGUUUACAUAACUUUGUACCAAUGAAGCCUUAGCUAACUGGAAAAAUUUUUACCACCAAAGUAUAUAAUAUUUGUACCUUUUGAAGUGUAUAAUUUUUCUUUUUCAUACACAGGUUUGGAUUUGUUUACAUCUCCAAUGUAGCACAGUAGUUCUAGAUGCAAUUUAUGUAAAUUCAUUACUUGGAAAGAUUCUUUAGAAUCCACGUAAAAAACUGUUAGUAAUGUACAUGCAUAGAGUAUAAUUAGCCAACUUGUAAACAGUGCUUUUAUUCAGAUUUGAGGUUACAUAGGACUUUCCCUACAUGGCAUUCUUAAGAAACUAAAAUUGUUCUGGUUUAAAAAUGGAAAAUAUUUGUCAAAUCUGGUGGUCUGGAACAGAACACAAACACAAACUCUACCCUAUCAGCCUGUUUGGGGACAAAUGAAUAUUACUAGGGGGGGGGGGUCUAUCAGUGUAUAACACAUCUCCUUUUAAGUAUCGUAUCAAAUUUAUUUUUUCUUUACCAAAUUAAAGCUGUCAAGAUUUUUUCAGGUAUUUUGCUACACAACUGAUCUUGAAGAGCUCUGACACAGGCACCAAGUCUUACUGAAAGCACUGCCAAAUACAAAGACCUCAAGUUGUAUCUUUUUUUAAGUGCCCUAUCCUAUACAAUGUAUCAAAUAAUUAAUCUUUUAGUAGUAUGAUUACUACAAAAUAUGACUUAAUAAAUACAU
Messenger RNA from Pocillopora verrucosa, 2942 nucleotides. The record is from RefSeq and is a predicted model, not a curated record. Lineage: Eukaryota; Metazoa; Cnidaria; Anthozoa; Scleractinia; Pocilloporidae.